GCUUGGCAAACGCAAACAGAUGGUCCUGCGUCUCCCACAGAGCGACAAUCGGGAUUGUGUCAUAUACGAUGAGGGGUUUGCUGCGCAUCAUUUUAAACAUUGUUUACAUGAUCAUAAUUUAAACUCAGUACAAGCCAGGAUGAUAGCACGUCUGUCUUUGUUCAAAACCAGCAACAACACGAUCAGCAGCACGGAAGAAUUUGUAUGCCCGAUCUGCCUGGAGAUUUUUCAGAAACCAGUUACGAUCAGCUGCGGACACACGUUCUGCAGUGGAUGCUUGGCACAGUGCAAGCAAGAUGACCCCAAGUGCCCACUGUGUCGUUCCAUGUUUGAUCCAAACAAGACAGCUCGUGCAAAAGAACUCACCAAGAGCAUCUCUACCCUUAAAGCACCUUGCUCUGGUUGCAGAAAAGUGCUGUCUCUAUCCAAGUUGCGUGCUCAUCACAGCACAUGCAUGGAGCAGCUAGAGGGAGCCACUGCUGCUGCUCCACCUGUGUACCGACCACCUUUUCGUGUGUGCAGACUGUCUGAGGAAACAAACAAGUUCACCUUUCCAUGCCCAUACUGUGAAGUGGACAAUUUAGAUUUGUCUGCUCUCAGGGACCACUGCAAUGCCAACCACUUUGAUGACCAGCAGUCCGUGGUAUGUCCAGUGUGUGCAUCAAUGCCAUGGGGAAACCCACAUCAGAAGUCUAUCAACUUUCUAAGUCAUCUCAACCUCAGACAUCGUUACGAGUAUGAUACUUACAGGCAGGACUUUGGAUUGACUGACGACGAUGCACUGCAGCAGGCACUGGAGGCAUCGCUUAAAGAAAAGUGAAGGCAUGCAUGUACAUCCCAAUGGGCUCAAAGGGCAUACACAGAGCCAACAUGUCAAUUUUGGACUUUGUUGUUAUUGCACCUCACAUCAACAGCAGUCACACCCAUUCAAAAAUUCAUCUGUGAUAAUGACUUGCCAAUCUAUUAGUCACACGUGCAAACUUUUUAAAUUUAACUUUGGGCUAGCACCCUAUUUCAACUGGGAAAAGUAAUGUCCUUCUUGCUGCACUGCCAUGCUAUAAGAGUAGCGCAGUUGUUUUCUUAAAGAUUCAUAAUGCAUAGUAGAAACAAUAGCACAAAAGGAAGGUAACAGUCCACGAGAUGGGGCAUGACCCUUAUUUGUUAUCCUGAAGACAAGGAAUAAUGUGCGUCAUCAGAUGUUUAAUGCUUUGGUAACCACAGUCAGUCAGCCCCCUGUGGAAAAGAAAACCAUUUGUUGUGCCAGUAUAAAUUUUUUUUUUUUUUUUAAUGUAUGUUUGGUAGUUGUACUGCUUUCAAGAUUCUCUUAGAAACAGGUACUUAUGCUCUUGGUUAGAUUCACAGCAUCUACCAUGUGUAUUCUGAAAAUAUUGUUGCUAUAGCUGCUGCUUUAGUAAGUAAGUACAUGCUGCAUUAUGGAAAACAAUUGUAUGUGAAGAGCUCCAAAGCAACACUUAAAGGCUUAUAAAGAGGCAGUCAUAAAGAAGAAUUUUGCUAGCUUUUUUGGGGGGGGGAGGGGGGGGAAUGGUUUGCACACAAUAUGCUAUCUCGUCAUCACUUGCCAUAUUGAGCGUACGUUCCUGGUCGAGAGUCUGCACAAAUGACUGGGUGAUGUGUGUAGUGGAUGGUUAAGCAGCAAAAUCUCCCAAAACGCUGGAAAUUCCAUAUUUUCCUUUGCGAUCACCACAAAUUUGGUAUAUCCCAUCCACAAAAGAAAGAAAACUUGUUUUAAUAAUGUAUUAACUCCAUGUUGCAGUAUAGCCGUCCCACAUCCCAACAUUUAAACCACUUUUUGCAAACUAGAUUGCCCUCAUUAAAUACUGAGCUUUACUAUCUGAAAGUCUUCGAACAGUACAUGAACAGAGUUCUGUGAAGGAAUAGCAAUGUUUUAGAAUGUUGAAGUGUGCACCCAUUCAUGUGCGAAAUGAUUCUGCCUUGUUGAACGGCCUGCUCAUUAGCUCAGGUUGAGCUUUCAGUAAUGCUUCCAUUUUGAUGUUUUCAAGCAGUUUUAGUCAUGUAGCACAUCAAAAGUACUUUUGAUUUAUGUAUUACACGGUGCUUUUAGUAUAGUACUCUGUUUUCCUAACUUGUAUCUUCCUUUACGCCUUUGUGUGCAAUGUUUGUGAAAAUGGUACUUGGAUGGAUAGCGUGCCGUAAGAAGUUUUGAGCAGGAAUACAGCAUAUAUCACCAUAAAGAUAGCAGUACCCAUGAGAUAAAAUGGGGACACCCGUCCUUUAACCUCAUACGUUAAGGUUGACAUUUUUCAUUACAAUGUAAAGUUAUGGCCAGCAUUGAAAUGUAAAGUUAAGGCCACCAAAGUGCCACCUAUGCUAUGUAGAAGUCAUUAGUUUCACGUUUCUGGGCAGAAAUGGCUUCAAAAGCGAUUCACGAGACACGUGGAAGAUUCUGACAGUUCAGCAGAAAUGCAGGAAAUCCAGCAAUCCAAAAUGUCACUUCCUUAGUGAUCAUGACGUGCGUCACACUGAGAACCACUGAAAUAAUGAGGCAACUGUGCUCAGUUUCAUGGACAACAUUAUCCAUACAGACUGUUGAAAAGUGCAUAACGAAGAGAGAACUGUGUGUGUACUGCAAUCUGCAUCGUCGUCGUCUACGCUGUUCAGCCAUGGCUGAAAGACAAAGUUACAGCGCACAUAAUUCACUGUGACUGAAGCUGCGUGAAGCAUGCUGACACAAAGCGCAUGGUUGUCUGUUACAUAUCUUUGUCCAUACUUUCUGUACAAAGGCCUUUGUGGAUAUUAAUGCAAAGUGUUCCCUACUACUACACAAGAAAUCAGCAUAUAUUCUGAUACAGUUUCAUUGCUUAACUCAUCCGUUACCAUGCUAGCAUGCUCUGUGGGCAUUGGCAGCAGUUGCACUACGAAAAAAAUGAAAUGGGGGUUCAGUGCUACCAAGUCUCCUCCGUUACAAAAGUGUCAUGUCACAGACUCUUCAGCUUCUUCAGCAAUUAACAGCCCAAUUUGUAGACCAGGGGUGUCGAACUAAUUCCAUGCAUACGGGUUGCAUGGCAUGCAUGACAUGGUUGUAUGGGUACAGGUAUGAGUUCAGUAAGCAGGUGGAAGAACCAAAAUAUAAAUGUAGGAAAAAUUUAGUGAAAACAUCUGAAAUAUGAAUUUUGAUAAGUUUAGUAGCAGAACAUAAUUCCUUUUUGUUUCGUUCAUUACAAAGUAGCAUUUAAAUGGUGCAAACAUAUUUCCUGCCUUGCUUUGUAAGAGCACGCUUGCGAUCAUGCUAAAAACUUUUCACACAGUUUUCUGCAGUCCACAGUCUUAGUUUCUUGACUGUGCGCACUUGAAAAUAUGUCUCAGUAGAGAUAUGUAAAAACUCUAUUGUGUUUCAUAACAUAGCAAACUGUGAUGAUGUCACUCUUCUUGUUUGCUAACAUUGCAAUGCAGAUGUGUUAAUUAAGUUGUUGAAAGUCAGAAGUGACAGACCAUGAGUUGCAAAUUGUAGGAAUUUUCCACAUUGAGCAAUUAACAUGAACUAGGAACCUGUACAGUACUACGGCAGGACAAUGCUUUGGCUGUGGACCACAGAAAUAUGCUUGACAUGCUGGGUGCACAGCAGGAUUAUUCAUUCAGUGCACAAUCAUGUCCAUUCUGCAAAAAAAGACCUAUUCCACUAUUUUACCACACAUCCUUCGGUAAUUUCCAACACAUUGUCGUAACUGUUGCCUCAAGUUGUGUCCCGCCAUUGGUAGCUGUGAAAUGUGAUAGCAAACCACUUCCAUAGUACUCUUGACAGAUUGUGUUGGCACAUUGCAAGGUACACUGGACGUUCUUCUUAUGUUGGGGGAGAUUGUAUUUAUAUUUAUGUACUUAAGUAUCUUAAACAUACAACCCGGUGCAUGUAGAAGCAACGGUGAUCCCCCCCCCCCCCCCCCACACACACACACACACACACCAGGGAUUUGGUGUGUCAGCACUUGAAGGUUGUUGUCAAGCAAUUGAGUAAUAUGCACAUGGCAUGACAUCUGUGGUUUUGCAACAGUGUAAGCACAACUUGAAAAGCGAUUGGAAAACCAUCAACAUUGUUGAAUUUAUUUUAUUAUAAUUGAAAUGCUGUAAUAAUGACCAUAUAUAAUAAUAACUCCAUAAUGACAACGACCAUAAAGCUGCUGCUGCUGCUACUGACCGCUACAGUCCUAUGCUACAGUCAGCCCUCAGGAAGGAGCCGAAUUGUUUCCGAAACAUAGGGAACCCCUUCUGGUGAAACUUUGAACCUUGGUUGGAGUUUCACAUUUCCCACGUAGUUUGACCCAACCAGACACACUUGUGUCAAAGAUGUUCAUGUUCAAUAAUGGUCAUUGUCUGAUUUACAACACUUUGUCCUUUGUGGACUACACGGGUAAUGCGACAAGCUCCGACUAGAUGGCACCAAGUGGUCCACAGAUUUGGCACUCGUGCUUGAAACUCAGGUUUUCGUCGCAUUAAAAGAAACCUCUUGAAUUGCUCUUAGCUGAACAUGCAAACGACUGAACUCCUGCAGAGAGAAACCUUGGCAGGCGCAUGUGAUUGGAUGAAUGCUGGAAGGCAAAAUUGCAUCAGAAGCAGAGUUCAAUCUCCUGCACUGCUUCCUUGUGGGAAUUGCACUGGUUAUUCCAUUCAUGGUACAUCAUAGGUGAAGUAGCUUGGAAUGGCUUGCAUAGCAUAUGUCACGUGUGAACUUUCAUUCCUUCUUUUUUGAUUGGCAACAGCUUUGCGUGCAACUGACUCUGAUACUAUGCUGCGCCCCAUCCUCCCAACAUGGAAUAGCAUAAGCCUGCAGUAACUGGGACCAGAUGUGGCAGCAGUAAUGAGCUUAGAUAGUAAGAUCACCACAUCAGCAUGUCGGGGAGAGCAGUUAUCCAGUAGGAAUUGUACCUGGACAUGUCGCAUGUACCUAGUACAUGUUGCAGGUACUUAACUGUGUUUCUGGUGUGCCGUAUCAUGUUUCUACAAGACGUUCCAAUUGUCCAAUGACUUUCGAAUACUGCUUGCUCACUUGUUUUGUGGAAGGCAAACAGUAGUUCCAUUUUGGAGUAGUGAAGAACAGUCUAGUUAGCAUGGAGGAGAGUGGCUGCAUCGUGUCGACCAUUCCUCUUUGCGUUCAUGCUAGACCACUGGACAAAAGUGAGAUGGAAAUUUCAAAGGGACUGACACCUUUCUGUUUCCAGCAUGAUUGUGAAUUUGGAAAGCCCAACACUGUGCAAAGCUACUUAUAUAUUUUUUUAGGGUUGUUUGUUGCAUACUGAAAAAGGAAUGGAAAUGAUCCCCAAGAGUAUGUGUACAUCUUGCAUUGCCCUUGCUGCCUGUUCACCUGACGGCACGGGAGCCAUCUAGUGCUUAAUAAAUAAAUUUUAGAAAAAGCUUUGUAAUUCAAGGGAGAGUCAAAAUAGAAAACUUGUUUUUGUAGAUUAAUGAACUGCAUCUUCCAACAAAUUUCUAAACCUUGCAUCAUGAUUACUCACAUAGUUAAUUCACACUUGUGUAUUGGCUCUCUGUCAGGUUGGGAAUAUUUUACGCACUUUUCGGCUCCUAGUGCUUUUACUCUGCUCCGCUCCUGGCGCUUUUCAGCUUCUGGGGCACUUAAUGCAUGAUGCUGCGCAGUAUGCGAAUUACACAUGCAUAUUCAAGCUUUCUGUGACGAAGCGUAGAGAAGACAUGGAAAUAAAUCUCUUACAUGUGGUUGAACAUCUUGUGUUGAACAGUUCUCGUGGCCACAUAUGGUUAUAGUUUGUAUAGCCUCAAAGCUUCAUUUUUUCCCCCCCUUGUGCCAGUUCAUAAGAAGCCUGUGGAGUGCUGUACCAGCAUAGCGAUGAUACCAGGACUGGCAACUGCUACACAUGUGGGUGUUUUAAAGUCCUUGAUGAAGAAUAUUCAUGACUUGUGUUGUAGGUGGAACAUAAACUUGGUUGUGGAUAUCAAGGCUUGGAACUACAGUUCCCACAAAAUUAUUGCAAAAAGCUUAAAGAAAAUUUUUUUUGGGCACGUUGUUGCAGAGGAGACAACCUCGUAUGGCAAGGUCUUUUGAGUAACUGUGACAUGACCACAUUCUGGAGAUGGUGACUCGGAUGAUGUAGAAUAAGAGAGUAGUGCAGUGCAUAUGCAUCUUGUAUUACGGCCUUAUUAUUAUUAUUUUUUUAAUGCAAAUGAUAUUCACCUCUAUGGCACUAUGUUUUCUUUUGGUGAACGUGUGUAAAAAAUGCAAGUAAACACAGUACUAAAAGUUCCAUGUAUAACAGGCAAAAGGUCAGGCCAUACCAAUAUGGUCAUUGUUUUUGGACUUGAGUGAAUUUGUUGCACAACUUUGCAAUGUUACAGAAAACAUCAAAAAGCAAACACAGUUCUUGAUAGUGCCCCUGAAUAAUGACCAUGCAUUGUUUUUUUUUUUUUUUUUUCAACACUGUGUUAAAAAGCAAAUGAAAGAACACUGAAAUGCUACAAAGUGGAUCACAGGCAUGAUGACUGCUGAUGUUCACAGCACAUGCUGUUUUAGUUGGACCAAGUUGAAUUUGCAGGUGAAGCACUAUUCCUCUGGUGCUAAGCGUUUUCUUGUUCGAAAAAGUAUUUUUUGUUUGGGUUUGGCUAUGUGUACCUUCAAAUUUUCACUGAGAAUGGUAUAAUCUGAUAUUUCUAUAUUGGUGCCUUGAAUGAUAACCAGUGAUGUUAAUAGUUGAAAGUAAAUUGAAGCUAAUAGUUAGUAUGCACAUUUACAAACUUGAUGCAUAAACAAUCCUUUUCAAAUGUGCAUCCUGUGGCAGGGUGGGCUUUAAAUUGGGCACAUUGAAGACUAGAUUGUCAGGCCACAAAUUACAAACACAUAAUGUAAUGGCAUAGUGUGGCUUUGCAAACCAUGUGGAACCUCUUUGACAACUUUUUCUCUUUACAGUAUGUUUUAAGCAUCUUUAAUGGGCACCUAAGCACAAAGCAAUCACACUGUCAAAUUACAUUAUCCCUUUUUAUAUCAGUCAUAUAAUGCCUCAUAUUAAUGCUUUUUUUACCAUGGGCUUAAGGUAUGACUUCCCGGCUAACCAACUAAACUAAGUGUAUAGGACACUUGCGCACAUGGCGGCACUAUCAGCACCCUGCCAAGCACAUGCUAAAUUAAGUUGCACUUACCCUCAUUAUUGUUUUAUGAUUUUGUUUAUUCCAUGUUAUUCCUUCAAUUUCCAUUGUGGCUUUUACAAAUGGGUGCAAAGUUCAUCUCAAAUUGGAGCUGCCAAAAAACAGGGCCAAAGACAGAAGCAAAGACAUAGCAGUUGCUACUAUGUCCUGCUGUUGUCGCCCGUUUUUUGUCAGCACCCAUGCAAGGUGACUCGAAACAUAAAUGUAUGCAGUGGUUCGACCUAACCGUAAAUGUUUCCACACAACAAUGGACACAGGAAGCCUAGUCUGUGUGCUUUGUUGCAACAUCAAAUCAAUCAGAUUGAAAUCGCCCACGUGGUUGUGUUAGUCGCAUCGCUCGCUUGGUUGUUUUCUUUGUCUUAUGCCUGUAGCUUUUGUGGUAAACAUUGAAGUCUGUAUUGAUAUGUGCUGAUAUGCUAAUAGCAUUUUACAUCUACUUCAAACAUACUUUAUGUACAAGUCUUCCUAGAUGACACACUUAAGAAUCUUUUGUAUGUUUGUAUGUUAUUUGUAAAUAUGCACCUGUUUCUGAAUUAAACAUGUAAAGAGAAUGUUCGA
Molecule: messenger RNA, 7701 nt
Organism: Ornithodoros turicata
Lineage: Eukaryota; Metazoa; Arthropoda; Arachnida; Ixodida; Argasidae
Product: E3 ubiquitin-protein ligase RNF114-like
Exons: 5
Coding region: 20-820 (266 amino acids)
Biological process (GO): ubiquitin-dependent protein catabolic process; protein polyubiquitination
Molecular function (GO): ubiquitin protein ligase activity
Source: RefSeq, a predicted model, not a curated record